This is a messenger RNA of Harmonia axyridis, 1282 nucleotides long. It is a transcript of the gene Non3, whose product is annotated as ribosome production factor 2 homolog. Gene Ontology annotation, biological process: ribosomal large subunit assembly; maturation of LSU-rRNA from tricistronic rRNA transcript (SSU-rRNA, 5.8S rRNA, LSU-rRNA). Gene Ontology annotation, molecular function: rRNA binding. Bases 89 to 1024 code for a protein of 311 amino acids. The record is from RefSeq and is a predicted model, not a curated record. Gene Ontology annotation, cellular component: nucleolus. NCBI's taxonomy places the organism in Eukaryota, Metazoa, Arthropoda, Insecta, Coleoptera, Coccinellidae. The transcript has 3 exons.
UAGGUUAAAUCAUAGAUGCCCAAGUUUCCUGUCAACACGUGUUGAGUAUUGUUAGUUUUAGGAAAAUAUAAAAUUAGUGAUAUAAAAUAUGUCUGUGCUAAAUCGUGUGGUCAAACCGACCACUCGGAGGGGUAAGAAGAUACUUAUGAAAAAAGCACCUCAAAUAAUAGAAGGACCCAAGAAAACGUUGUUCUUCAAAGGGAGAAAAUGCAACGAAAACAUGAGACGCGUUCUAAAAGACAUUUAUAAUCUCAAAAAACCCGAUGCUCUAAUGUUGACUAAAAACAAUGAUAUCACCAUUUUUGAAGAUGUAACGCCAGUCGAGGCCUUCACUAGAAAACACGAAACGCCAUUGUUUAUUAUGGGAUCUUCCAGUAAAAAACGUCCAGAGAAUUUAGUUGCUGGUAGAAUGUUCAACUAUUCCCUUCUUGAUAUGUUUGAAUUUCAUGUAGAAAAUGUUGAGCACUUGGAAGACUUUAAAUCGAACAAAAUAUUACUUGGAUUGAAACCCUGUCUUGUAUUCAAUGGUCCUAAAUGGGAUGAAACUGCAGAAUUCAAACAGUUGAAAUCUUUAUUUAUUGAUUUAUUCCAUCGUGAAGAAGUCGAGUGUAUAAGACUUCAAGGUCUGGAACAUAUUUUAAGUUUUACUAUUACAGAUGAUGGUAAAAUUCUUCUUAGGUCUUACAAAGUUAUGUUGAAAAAAUCUGGGGGCAGGACACCGCGGGUGGAACUGGAAGCUAUAGGUCCCAAUAUAGACUUAGUCCUCAGAAGAAGUAAACUUCCUACUGAAGACUUAAUGAAGGAAGCAUGUAAGAGACCUAAGGAGCUCAAAGCUAAACCAAAGAAGAAUAUUUCAACGGAUGGUCUUGGUACUACUCAUGGUCGCAUACAUAUUGGCAAACAAGAAAUCAAUAAACUUCAGACUCGUAAAAUGAAGGGAUUGAAAAAAUCACCAGUAGAAGUGAUGGCUCAAAAAAUGCUGAAUAAAAAAGCUAUGAAGGAGAAGAUCAAAUCUCAAAGAUGAGAAGUGUGUGAUCAUUUUAAAAGUGAAACAAAUGCCUAUGGUCAAGACAUUUUAGGUAAGUGGAGUCUGCAAUAAAAUCGAUGUUUUAUUGAGGACUUCUUACUUUCAAUAAAUGUCUUGACCUUAUGUAAUUGAAAAAGGACGAUAUUGCCAAACUCAUGAAAGUUUGAAUUUGUAAUAAGCUUAAACUGUAAUGUAGUUAGUUUUAAGUUGUACAUAUUUUUUUGUAUAAAUUUGAAAUAAAGAUUUUUCUAUGUU